CGGGCAGACAGAUGCGUUAAAAGUAGAGCAGAUCUCAAAUGUCCAGAAAAUACGAUUAAAUUAAAUUUUCUCCAAAAUAUGUGCAUACAUUAUUAGUUGAAAGUGAAAUAAGUCGUUCAUAUUGUGCUUAAUCCAGGUGGUUUCGCAUUCCUCCAGAAGGGAAGGAUAUCAGUGUCGUUGUAACGUGCGGUAAGGAGCGAAGUUUGAAAAUGUCUCUCCGUUCAAACAAGCAGACCAAUCUCAUAGCUGAUGUGCUGGACUCAAGCAUGGAGGUUGCUGAAGCCAUUGAUAGCAGACCACCAUUAGCAGCUCUGUCUCCCUGCCAGCAGAACACUGAUGCUGGAGAUGUGGAUUUCUCCAAACUCACUCCUUCACAGUUUGGCAUAUCAUCAGACAGUUUCCUACCUUCCUCCAAGAUUAAAGAUAAGUCCAGAUUGGCUCAAUUAAAGGCAAGGAGGAGAUCCUCGAUUGGGGUCCGCGGAUCGCCAGAAACAAACUCUCUCAUCUGCUUCAGAGCCAAACAAGCAGCAAAAACUCCCCCACGAACACCACAGCUUUUGCAGGGAAGUCCAUUUCUUUCACGCUGUGACUCUCUGAAAAAGAAGAUGGCUGUUUUCCAGUGUCUGAUGGAGGAAGAGGAGGAGGAAGGGAAAGGUGAAUCAAGGAAGAAUGAGGAGAAUGAGAAUGUGGAAAGCACUUUGGCUAAAGAAUCUCAAAAUGGACAGGAGCACAUGCUCACCACGCAAAGCUCACCCUCUUCAAUAACACCUCCACCCUCCAAGAAACACUGUAGGGCCCCACCAGUGGGAUGUGAGGACAAGAUUACUGACUCGUCACUCCCCUACCCCACCCUCACAACGCAACAGGAGCAAGGGGAGUCUAAAAGUCUGGUUUCAGAUUCAAAGAUUGAGCUUCUGUCUUUACCCAUGUUGUCAAAACCGGAAAUUAAGGCAACAGAUGAAUUUGUGGUGGUCUCAAUAUGUAAGAAGAAGCGUGUUCGUUUUGGUGCACCACUCUCCCCAGAGUUCUUUGACAAAACCCUCCCUCCCAGCACCCCAUUGCAGAAAGGAGGCACCCCAAUGUGUCCACCGUCAUCUACAGGAAAGAAACGUUCUCUGCUGAAAACCCCUCAAAGAUACGAGCCCCCUCUCCCCCAACCUGACUUCAACAGUCCCCAGAACAAUGGAGCCUCCCCUGUCCUGGUUAUUGAUAGAUGUAAAACUGGACUUGUGUACAGCGAUGAUGUGUUUGAAGAGAUUGAAAAGAUCAGCUUUCCCAAUAUGGAUGAAGAGUCUCCCUCAAACAGACCUUCAGAGAGCUGCAAAGAUACACUCUGUGAUGAGGACUCCGGGCUUCCCCAGGCUGAAGACGCUGAAGUUAUGAAUGCUGCUUUUCAAGAGGAUGUACCAUCAGAUUCACAGACGGAGGAAAAACUGCCAUCCCAAACAGGCGAUCAGCCACUGGCUUUCUCCAUUUAUAAUGUCUCACUAGCUUCUCUAGCAGCAGAUGCUGAUCUGGAAUCUGAGUCUGUCGCCAGCACUGAACCAACUCGCUCACGCAGUAGGAAAAGAAAGCAACCAGGAGACAGUGAGCCGGAGAAAAGGAGAAGCACUCGUACAGCGGCCACAUCUGCUUCAGGAAAGAUGAAGAACUCCUCAGGGGUUAAAAGGCGAUUUGGCAAUAAGGACGUGGAUCGCUCUCUGUAUGGGAAAAGAGACUAUGCCUCUAAAAACCCUUUACUCAGUCCCAUUUUUGAGACUACGUCCACCAGUUUCAACAGCACACCAAUACAGGCCCAAGCAGGAAAACUAACAGAUGGCAAGCAAGACUGCAAUCAAAUGCCCACUGUUUCCCAUAGCAAGGCUGUUCAUCCUAUGGUAAGUCUGGAGAAUGCUGCUGCUGUAUCUGAAGGUACCCUGGCUAAUGAAAACGAGCAGAACAUGACUUGUUUGGAACCCUCAGCCAGCACUCAGGGUCCCACUUGUAGAAGAGACUCUGGUUUAAAGGUGCACAAAUCCAAACGCAACUCUGGGAGGCCCGCACACCAAUGGCGUAGAUCAGGUACAGUCAAGAGAAAUGGACUGAGCGGUCCAGCCAUUGACUCCACUACUGAAUCAGAAGUUGAAAUGGGCGAUCACAACAUGGAGAGCCAAGAGUCAAUUGUAGCUGCCAGUUUGGACCCUAUGAAACAAGACAAUCCUGAUGGAACAGCACUUCAUCAAGCUGAGCACUCUGAGAAAGAGGAGGCUGAGACUUUAGUAAGCUGUGACACACCAACCAUGAUACCAAAUGGAGACCAGGUAACCACUGAGAGGUCAGAGCAGAAGACGCCAAGACAUGGAUGCGUCCAAAAGACCCUGAAAAGUCCUUGUGUGAAGGUUGAUGUGGUAGAGGAAGUAGACAUGAAUGGUCAGUCAGAGAGAGUUGAUCAAACUGAGUCAUCAGAAAGUAAGACUGGACUCAUAGAGCCCGGAUUGGCCCCCUGGCAGCAGACUGACUUUAACAUUGACGACAUCCUGAAACCUGUGGCAAAGAGUCGAGGUUCAGUGCGACGCAGCCUGAGGAACCGUAGGAGCGUGGACCUCCAGGCUGUGGGCCUGGCUUGGGUGGACCAUACCUCCCCAGAGCUGAGUAAGGCAACUCGACGGAGGACACGUGGCAGACUCAGUGGAGUAUCAGAACCACUUGUUAUUCAGGCCUCUGAGGAGCCAACGCCAAAUCUGGGAGAGUAACUGACCUUGGUGAUCUGAAUGUGUCAUACCAAGGGAUAGUCUACACAACAAUGAAAAUUCUGUCAUUUACACACCCACAUGUUGUUCCAAACCCAUAACUUUCUUGUGUGGAACACGAAAGGAGAUGCUUGGCAAAAUGAACUGACAGCCUCAGUCACCGUUUACUUUCAUUGCAUCUUUUUUUAUAUACAACGAAAAGUGAAUGGUGACUGAGAUUUUCAGUUUAUUCUGCCUUUAUAUCUCCUUUUGUGUUCCAUAGAAGAAAGUCGGGUCACGAACAAUGUGUAGGUGAGAAAAUAAUGAUUGAAUUUGAAUUUUUGGGUGAACUGUCCCUUUAAAUUACUUUUAAAAUGAACUUUGUUAAAAUUAACUAUGUAAAUCUUAUGUAUUGCUUUAAAUUGUUGUUUUUUUUUUUUUAUUAUUAUUUUAAUCUUAAAGGGAUAGUUCACCCAAAAACAAAAAUUAUCAUAAUUUACUCACCCUCAUACCAUCCCAGGUGUGUAUGACUUUCUUCUGCAAAACACAAAUGAAGUUUUUGUAGAAGAGUAUCUUGGCAAGUGAAUGGUGACAAAUUUUAAAGCUCCAAAAACCACAUAAAAAAAACAUAAAAGUAAUCCAUAAUACUCCAGUGGUUAAAUCCAUAUUUUCAAAACGAUAUAAUAGUUGUAGGUGUGUGAGAACAAUAUUUAAGUCCUUUUUUACUCUAAAUCUCACCUUUGACCAGCCUCAGACAGGUGACUGAAUGUGAAAGUGAAAGUCACUAGAGGUAGACCGAUAUAUCGGUUUUGCCGAUAGUUGCGUUUCGGGACUAUUGUUAUCUGCAAAAAUCUAUGGCAAUAGUUGCCGAUUUCAAAAUAAGAGUACCCGGUGUGUUUCAGGCUUGUUUAUACUUGAAAGUCACGUGUUUUGCGCCAAAUCUUCAUUUUUUCAGGUUAUUUUGGGGAUUUUGGUUGAACAAUAAAUUGCAUCUGGGGUUUUAUUCAUUUAGGACUCUUCGUCUGUUCCUGUUAUAGUGAGGAAAGCAAAAGUUUUUUUUUUUUUUGACAUUCUAUAAAUCGAUUUUAAAAACUAUCAUCCGAUUAAUCGGUUAUCGGCCUUUCCCACCACCUUAGUUAUCGGUAUUGGCAAAAUCCACUAUCGGUCGACCUCUAAAAGUCACUUCUAUAUUCUGGUAUUGAAGUAACUUUCACAUUCAUCCACCUAGAAAAAAAGUGUAGAUUUACAGUUUAAAAAAAGAACUUUAAUAUUGAUCUGUUUCUCACCCACACCUAUCAUAUUGCUUCUGAAUAUAUAACUUUAACCACUGGAGUCUUAUGGAUUACUUUUAUGCUGCCUUUUGGGCCUUCAAAGUUCUGGUCACCAUUCACUUGCAUUGUGAGGACCAACAGAGCUGAAAUAUAUAUAUUUUUUUUUUUAUCUUUUUGUUCUGCAGAAAUAAAAGUCAUAUACAUCUCGGAUGACACGAGGGCAAGUAAAUGAUGAGAGAAUUUAAAUUUUUGGGUGAACUAUCUCUUUAAUGAUUGAAACCAACCUCUUAUUAAGAAGAUUUUGUAAUUGAUUAACUCUAGAUUAUUUCUGCUCUUUAAAUCUUCUUUGCUGAUGCUGUUGAUGUUGAGGUGAUUUUCCUGUGAUAAUCUCAUGUUGCUAUAUGUAAAUGACAAUGCUGAUUUGUUGGGACUAUAAUGGUCUUUUACUGUAAAUACCUGCUUUGCAAUUCAACAGCUCAAUACAAAUACUUGCAUUCAAAAGGUUAAAAACUUGUUUCCUAGUCGCAAUUUUUGAUUUGCACCUGUCUGUGAAAAAAUUUAGGCUACAAGUUAUGGAACUGCUUUAAAUAUUACAUGGGGAGUCAUAUUUCACUCCAAAAUCAAUAAUUUUUUUUUCCCAUUGUGGCAUUAUUUUCAUGACAAAUAAUUUUUUCCCCCUCAGAUGUCAAUUUCGUAUUACUGCAAUGCACCUCGAUGUUUUGUCAAUGAAAUAUAAUUAUUACUGUAAUACAAUAAUUCAGGUAUAAUUAGCAUACAUUAAAAGCAGCACAACAUAUACUACAAUAAUAGAUUCAAGUUUAAAUGAGUAUCUUUACCCCCCCCCCAUUACAUUCCAGUAAUGAGAAUUGGAUUUGUUCAUAUUAUGGUAAUGACAAUUGAUGGGGGAAAGUGCUGAAUUGUCGUGAAAGUAAUGCACAAAAAUGCUGCAAUAACUUAAAGGAAUAUUCCAGGUUCAAUGCAAGUUAAUUUCAGGUGACAGCAUUUGUGGCAUAAUGUUUAUUACCACAAAAAUGAAUUUUAACUCGUCCCUCUUUUUCUUAAAAAAAAAAAAAAAAAAGCAAAAAUCGAGGUUACAGUGAGGCACUUACAAUGGGAGUGCAUGGGACAAUUUUUACAGGGUUUAAAGGGAGAAUUGUGAAGCUUUUAAUGUUAUAAAAGCACCUAAAUUAAUUCUCUUAAAACUUGUGUAUUAUUUGAUCUGUUAAGUUAUUUAAAUUGUUUUUACGGUCAUUUUAGGGUUUAUGCAGUUACAUCGUCAUCGUAACUGUUGUACAAUUGGAUGUAACUUUACACAGAAAAGGUUAGUAAGCCAUUUUAUCACACUAAAGUCAUGUUAACAUACAUAUUGUGGCUAUACUUUUGAAAUAGUGAGUAUUUUAAUGUUUACGGAUUGGCCCCAUUGAUUUCCAAUGUAGGUGUCUCACUAUAACCCAGAUAUUUUUAUUUAUUUAUUUUUUAAAGAAAAGGAGGGACAAGAUUAAAUACAUUUUUGUGGUAAUCUACAUUAUUCCAAAAAUGCUGUCGAUUGAGUUUAACAUUUAUUGAGCCUGGAAUAUUCCUUUAAUGGUCUUAAAAAAAUAGGUUGCAUUUUCUUUAAGCAAUAUAUAGUUUCUUAUUUCUCUUUUGUAUUGAUUAUCGGUGCAAUAAUGUACCUGACAUGUUGUUGACAGCCAGGUUACUUAGAAACAAAGUACUCUCUUUGUAAUGUUCUUUAUAAACUCUGAUAUUCAGACAUCUGUGGGUGGCAUCAAAAAUUCAUCGAUUCAAGGAUCCAAGUUCAGUUGCAUGCUGUCAUUACUCAAACGGAUUAGAACGGGAGCAACACUCCAACAAAUAUUUUGAAACAUAAAUCUAAUUCACAAAGUGAGGUUUAAACAAGGGCUGUUCUGACAGUUUGUUAAUUCCAUCUUAAUUGUACUGUUUUUAAAGCCAGUGGGAAAUUCAGAGGGAAAUGUAUCUUUAUGGAUAAAACGUAUAGGGCUUCAUUAGAAUUAUUUAUUUACAACAGUUAUAUUUACUAUACAGUGUCAUAGGAUCCCACAUAAUGGGAUAAUUCACAAAAAUGUCAAUACUUUUAAACAACCUGGAAAUAAUCACUGUAGCAUCUAAACCUGUCUUGAAUCAGUUCUGUUAAGUUUAUUAUAUAUUGCUUGAAUCAGUCUUAUAGCAAUGCUGCUCUAGUGUAGCUAUGGGAGGAAUACUCCGCAACAGCAUUUAAAUAUUUAUGUUUUUGGAUUUAUAAGUCCUGUAGUCAGACUCCCAUUUCACUUUCAUUGAUCCAAAAGGACGUGGACAUACAUCUGUGCCAUAUAUAUGAUUGAUCACUAUAAUGCACAUUUUGUUUCUCCCAAUGCUGCUACAUUUUUUCUGUUAUUUAGUUGGAAGCAUAUGAAAAGUCAUUAAAUAUUAUGUCUGGUUAGCUAGUAAUAGAAUACUGCCAUCCUGUGGAGGUAGUACGUAGCAGCCGACCACAUGCUUGGAUGGGCCGUUCACACUUUCCCUUUUCAUUGUUUGUCUAGAAGACAAAACGACAAAACUGUUUGUGAGAAUUCAUACCAUGUUCACAUAAGUGUGGCUGUAAUUUCACACAGAUAGCUGUAAGUACUUUUCCCAGAGUUUGGAAUAGCAAGAACUCGCUUUGCGCAACUUUAUGAUGUCUGCACCAUGAGAUUGAUUUGUUAUUUACUCUUUCACCUGCCUGCUGACUAAAAUCAGUUAAUUGAUACUGAUUAUACAAUAAUGUAUUUAUUUAUGGACUCACUUUGACCUGUGGUGUUAACAUGCUCCCCUGAUUGCAUAGCAUUAACCACUCAUGGUGAUAUUUAUGUUGUUUAUGUGCCACUGUUGGGGUUAAAAUGAUAGUGCUAAGUGUUUUUCUGUGGAGUGUGAAGGAGGGAAACCCCUCUCCCCCAUCCAGCAGGCUCAGUGAAGGCAGCUUAGCACCAGAACAAUGGGGUCCUUUGACCAGAUUGAGGCCCUUAAGACAUGUGGCCUCUUGUCACCGUGGCAACCCCAGCCCCCCCUUCAGUGAGACAACACACAAGCUGACAACUGGAGAGAGACUAACAAAAAUGGAGUCCCUCUCUUUAAGCUUCACUGUUCUCCACUUUGUUCUGCCCCAUUAUUUCUUGCCUACGCCCGUGCUAAGUGCCUGUCACAGUCUUCCUUUAUUUGUUAAUAAUGCAUAAUUUUCUGAUCCCUUAUCACUUACACUCUAUUCCAUCUAAUGUGAUGCCUUAACUAGAUCCUUAACAGAAAGACUAAUGCAAAAUUGAUGGUGAGUGUCUUAUAUCAUGGUUAGAUUAAAGUGAUCUGAGGUCAGAUGUUUCGUGCUGAAAGGACCUGGGCUAGCAAGCUUUUUUGUUUUCCAAGUGUCAUCUGCUGCGUUGUUGAAUUAUUCAAAAUCUGUAAAGUCUGUUUCAAUGCAGCUACCAAACUGUCACUUUCAUUUGAUAAAGUUUUGAUUUGGCUUAAGUUUUAGGCGAGUUUUCAGAGCAUUUGAAGAAAUGGAAUCUUUUCAUUUUUGCUUUGGCAGUAAGAUCUACAGUGAAGAUCAUUUGACUUGUACUUUGACUUCGUUCGAAACAAACUGCACUCUAGCUAAGCUAGCUCGAUUUCACACAGCAUCAUUACACCAUGCAAGUAUGCACUGCAUUGUCAUUAGGGGCACUAUCCACCUUUUUUUCUGAACGCAGAAGAUUCAUACUAGGAGCCUGUUUCUGUUUGCUGGUCUCCAAUGUUUUGUUCUUAAAGGAUAAUUUGAUGUUCAUCGAAUAGAAUGUGUAUAAUCGCCAAAAAAGGCAUGUGGCUCCAUAGUGCCGAUACUUGCAGAGUCCCAAUAACCUUCUCGUGACUGCCUCACCUGACAAAGUUUAAGGAGAAGGUAGAUGAUAUGAAGCUAUGGCCUGUGGUUAGUUACGUUAAUAUCAUUAGCUAGAUAAAGUUAUGUCAGCCAACAACUGUACAAGUUGAGCCUGAACUAAUUUUUACUUCAACUAACACUUCAAAUGGUUGUUGUUGUCCAUCUUGAUUCCUCAUUCCAGUAAUGUUUACAUUUGCUUCUUAUAAAGAGACCGGAACCAGAAAACAGUCCAGUGGAAAUCAAAGUCGCUGUGAUAACUGUGGAUAGCGUGUGUCCUUCUUCAGAUGCCAAUCAUUGGCAUCUGCAUUUUCUUUGGUAAUGUUUCUGGCCUGUUUUUAUCGAACACUCUGGGAGCAAUAUAGGGUUAAAUGUCUUGCUCAGGGAAGCAGUGGAAACAAGACAAGAUACAUCUCAGUUACUCACCUACUGAUUGAGCACACUAGUUUGGAAGGAACUUGCAAAGUUUGUGUUUGCAGCACAGACCCCUGAUCAUUAGUUUUCCUGCUGCCUAAAGGAUACAAACAGCAGGGCUGCCAGUCUGUGCUCUGUUUAUCUCUUUGAAAUGUGCUCUUUAUGUCAAAUUAUAUUCCUUGACCUGUGAGCGAGCACCUGAGACAUGACUGGGAGGGUGUGUUCAUCUCAUCUCCAUUGAGACAGACUUCUGUAAAAGGAUGUGGAACUCAUACCUGCUGCUCCAUUAUUAAUGAAUUGUUGAGUCCUCGGCACACUUUCUGUCUGGUACAGAGAUGACAAUGUAAGAACUGUGCAAGCUACACAGCUGCUGCAGACUAUGUCUCCAUAUGAGUGGUUCUGUUUGUUGGUGCAGUAUUAGUGCCUGUUGCCUACAGUUUUUUUUUUUUUUUUUUUUUUUUGGGAAAGGAUUUUGCCACUUUAUAGAUACAGUAGAGAGAGGAAAUUUAUGGAUGACAGAGAGGAGGAUGGAGGAUUGAGACUGUCACAGACAGUGUUGGAGGUAACGCAUUACAUGCAUUAGUGCAUGCUGUAGCCAAAUUACUUGUUUAAAACAAAUACAGUAAGGGUUUACUUGAAUGUACAUUUACAAAACAAAGAAAAUGGCCGAAGUGCUGUUGAAAUGUCUAAAUGUCAACUAAGAGGCUCUAAAUGCAAGUUGAUUUUUUUUUAGUUGUAAAUGAUGUAAUACAGUCAUCAGGAAUCCAUAUUUUAUUAAUUCCACUUCCAAACCCCAACCCUAAACCUAACUGUCAGUGAAGUAAAAAAUGUAAACUCUGAAUUAGGGUUUCAUGGUUUACCAGUACUAACGAAGUAUCGCAAUACCAAAAAAAAUAAAUAAAUAACUUGAUUGAACUAACCCGUCAAAAACUGGAAAAACUCAAAGGUCUGUCAAAAUAAGUCACGCUAAAAUAAAAGCUCUAUUCAACUGGAUGUGCAAAAUUGACAAAAGACAGAAAAAUAUAACUACUGUAUAAAAAUUUUAUAUUCAAAAGUAGCAAUAAUACUC
Molecule: messenger RNA, 9342 nt
Organism: Myxocyprinus asiaticus (Chinese sucker)
Lineage: Eukaryota; Metazoa; Chordata; Actinopteri; Cypriniformes; Catostomidae
Product: cell division cycle-associated protein 2-like
Exons: 13
Coding region: 210-2732 (840 amino acids)
Biological process (GO): regulation of chromosome segregation; regulation of mitotic nuclear division
Cellular component (GO): nucleus; chromosome
Source: RefSeq, a predicted model, not a curated record